AUGCGCAGGAGUGACCUGCUGGCGUUGAUCAAGGACGCACCGCAUCGAUUGAUACCUCGCUGUGUGAUCACUCAAAGCUCAGGGAAGCAGCGCAUCAUCGACAGUGCCGACCAGGGAGGACAAACUAUGUACUCUGCUGACUUCAACAAGUUGGUUCUUUGUUCGCCCCUGCGGCCAGCACAGCGCAUACAGGCAACCUUGGCCACCAUGACGGUGACACAACAGCAAGAGGCAGCUCAGACAGACGCCUGGGAGACAGGUGGCUCACCCAUGCGAGAGAGCGAUACACUUGGCUGUAUGGUGAUGUUUUACCACCAUGUGUGGCAAGAACCGGCGUUUCAAGUUUAUGCAGGUCUUUUUUUGGUCUCCCUCUAG
Messenger RNA from Durusdinium trenchii, 375 nucleotides. The record is from the annotation of a GenBank genome assembly. NCBI's taxonomy places the organism in Eukaryota, Dinophyceae, Suessiales, Symbiodiniaceae.